AACACAGCCUUAUAUGCUAAUUAGCUCUGCUACUGAAGACCCCAGCCAUGGCCUCGAAGCUGCUGACGAAACUUGGAGCAAUUCGAGAUCCUAAAAUCGCACGAAACCCUAACCUGCCCCUCAAUGCCACUAGAAGACUAUUCUCUCAUCGACCAAUUUCAACUCCUCCUCAUUCUCCUCCUUCAUCACCGCCUGAUAAUGGCAAGAGUGCUCACAAGAAAUCAAAACCGACGUCAUCUUUGAAGGACCUCGAGCUUGCUAAAUUUUCAGCCAUUGCUGAUUCCUGGUGGGAUUCUGUAGGGCCAUUUAAACCUUUGCAUGCGAUGAAUCCAACUAGACUUGCUUUUCUUCGCUCCACCCUUUGUCGACAUUUCAGGAAGGAUCCACAUGUUGCUAGGCCUUUCGAAGGACUAAAAAUUGUUGAUGUUGGUUGUGGUGGAGGAAUUCUUUCUGAGCCUUUAGCUCGAAUGGGAGCAACUGUAACAGGAAUUGAUGCUUUGGAGAAAAAUAUCAAUAUUGCUCGUCUUCAUGCUGGAUUGGACCCAGUGACUUCAACCAUUGAAUACUGUUGCACAACAGCUGGUGGAUGCUGGCAUCCUCUUGUGAAUGAGAGUCAGUUAUCCAUCCAUGUAGUCCAGUGUUCUUCUUUUGUUCCUCAAAAGCUAGUUAAGGAGCAAAAGAUGUUUGAUGCUGUGAUUGCAUUAGAGGUAAUUGAGCACGUAGCAGAUCCUACUGAAUUCUGCAAGUCUCUGUCAGCAUUGACUCAUCCUGGGGGUGCUACUGUGAUUUCAACAAUUAACCGAUCUAUGAGAUCGUAUGCAACUGCCAUUGUUGCAGCAGAGUACCUUCUCCAUUGGCUUCCCAUAGGCACGCAUCAAUGGUCAAGUUUCCUUACUCCUGAAGAGUUGGUAUUGAUCCUACAACGUGCUUCUAUCAAUGUUAAAGAAAUGGCUGGAUUUGUUUACAACCCCUUGACCGGACGAUGGUCUCUAUCUGAUGAUAUCAGUGUAAAUUUCAUCGCCUUUGGUACCAAAAAUGGCCAAUAAAGAUGAUUAGGCAACUUUGCUUUUACUUUUUGCUUUUUAAAGUGAAAUUUCUACAAAUUUUGAUUUUUUUAUAGAGCAAAUGUUUUAAUAAGAAAGGAUGAUUGAUUAAAAAAAUUAA
Hevea brasiliensis (rubber tree) is the source of this 1164-nucleotide messenger RNA. RefSeq names its product ubiquinone biosynthesis O-methyltransferase, mitochondrial. The record is from RefSeq and is a predicted model, not a curated record. NCBI's taxonomy places the organism in Eukaryota, Viridiplantae, Streptophyta, Magnoliopsida, Malpighiales, Euphorbiaceae. The coding region runs from base 48 to 1046 and encodes 332 amino acids. The transcript has 10 exons. Gene Ontology annotation, biological process: ubiquinone biosynthetic process. Gene Ontology annotation, molecular function: 2-methoxy-6-polyprenyl-1,4-benzoquinol methyltransferase activity.